UCGGCGCUGCUCUCUCGGGAUGUCGGGACUGGCCUUCGCAGCUCUCGUUCUUUGUCUCCACAUAACGGCGGGUGAGUCCCAGCAGUUUACUACUAUCGUUGAGCACAGCGAGAUAAAUGUCGCCGUUGGGGGUACGUCGCCAGCUAGUAGCCCCCAAACCUCAGCGACCGUCACUCUACGUGUCACUGGUGAGUCCCAGCAGUUUACUACUAUCGUUGAGCACAGCGAGAUAAAUGUCGCCGUUGGGGGUACGUCGCCAGCUAGUAGCCCCCAAACCUCAGCGACCGUCAUUCUGCGUGUCACUGAUCCAGUGGCAGUGACCGGGGUUAAUGUGGUGACCAAUAAUUCCACUCCCCUGGUAAACCUCGAUACCAUCGCACUGAGUUGUGACGCGUCGGGCGCUGUUCAGACACGGACAUGGUUCAAGGAUAACCAACCCAUCCAGGAAAACGGCAGAAUAUUUACAUUUCCCGACAGGGCGAAACUGACUAUAAUCGGUGUGAACAGAAAUGACGCAGGGACGUACAAGUGUAUCGCCAGCAACUCCAUCAGCAGUGGCGCUGGAGAGACCUACGUGCAAGUUUACUAUGGACCAGAGAAGGUCAGAAUUGUACCGGAGCGUCCAGUUGUGUCCAAUAUUGUGUCAAACCUGACAUUAACUUGCUUUGCUCUGUCAGUCCCCUGGGGUAUAUAUGCAUGGUACAACGGGAACAAUCUCCUGCAGACAGGGCAGGAACUCACCCUUGUGUCAAUGAGCUCGGUUAACGUGGGGUGUUAUACAUGUCGGGUUACUAACGACGUAACCAAGAGGAGCAGUAACCUCACUGUCCAUGUUACCGCACAAGGUGACUGAAUGAGUCUCUCAUUUCUCCGUGUAAACCCGAUGAUCAAAGAUCCAAACCAUUUCCCUCUCACUCUCUCCACACUCCAUACAUUGUCUCUUACUUGUAAAUGGCUGAUCAGAUUAAAGUAAUAAUCGAUUUAAAAGAAGACCCUGAACGACAUCACGAGCAUUGAACCAAAAGUAGUGAAUAAAAAUGACUUCGCCAUUCACAAGCCACCCACUAAUUUAAAUUCAGAACUUCCGUGAGAACGGAUGAAUUAUAUUCCUGGUUUGAGAACACCGUGGGUAGAAACACAAGCACAGCUCGAAACCGACAGGGCAACAUCGGGGGAGAUGAACUGUAGAGCAGUGAUGUAUCAGGAUUUCAGUGAGGUGUUGGACCAGGUUCCCAACGAUGAGAUCAUUCGGAAAGUCAGGAUUCACGGGGCCGAGAGAAGCUUGGCUGCGUGGGUUGAUCGGUUACAGAAGGAACACAGUAGUAAUGGAUGGCAGGCAUUCUGCGUGGGCGUCAUACAGUCAGAAAAUGUGGAAGAGCCGCGACUGGGUUUUUUUUUUAUCUUAGUGACAAAUUGAAUGACCAUUUCCAGUAGCUGAAUUGGCGUUCAUUCAUUUUACCUUUCCUGUUCACCCCUCUCCGGAAGCAGGUGAUUCCCAGAUCUCCUUGCGCGGUGAGUUGAACUCUAUGUUGUCUUUAUCGAUUACAGACGAAUGGCAUCGACAUGAUGUCAGAAUAUUGGACCAAACCAAUGUUCAAUGUCGAGACAGCGUCCGGAACGAUUCAGAGCGUGGAUCAGUCACCAUUUCUGAAAAAAAUAAGAUGUGUUUUCGCAAUGUAAGAUUGAUGUUUGUUUUCUGUGUUAGGAGCAAAAACAGAUGAAAGUUGUACCCUCACCUCUGGCGCGAUGGUGGGCAUUGUACUUGGCUUCAUUGGCGUGGGCCUGAUCGGCGGAGUCAGCGGAUGGUUGAUCGCGAGGAAAACGGGAGGGAUCAAAGAUCCACCGCAAUCCAAACUCGAUACGAGCAUCAAUUCCGGAAGAACAAGCCCCUUGGACACAGAGACCGUGAACGCAUCACCAAACUACGAAAACUUCCCAAGGAAUGAACAGGACACAAGUAACAAUGCAGAAGAUGGAAACUCCACUUACACGAUGACGUCACUGGUGAAUAGAAGAGGACGGUUGGCCGGGAAUUCACACAUGAGACGGACAACCCUCGUGGAAGAAGCCACCGUUCAAAACGUCUCUCACUUUUGAUCUACAACCGUUAUCCAUGUCUCCGUCUUUUGUCUCUCCAGUGUCACAUUAUCGCUUUAAGAACUGUUUCUGCAUUAUCGCUUUAAGAAUUGUUCAAGCUGCCUCACAGCAGCCAACUUCCGUUUAAGUUAGUCGUUUGUUUACU
Molecule: messenger RNA, 2242 nt
Organism: Hypanus sabinus (Atlantic stingray)
Lineage: Eukaryota; Metazoa; Chordata; Chondrichthyes; Myliobatiformes; Dasyatidae
Product: carcinoembryonic antigen-related cell adhesion molecule 5-like
Exons: 9
Coding region: 20-853 (277 amino acids)
Source: RefSeq, a predicted model, not a curated record